This is a messenger RNA of Polistes dominula (European paper wasp), 1359 nucleotides long. Its product is annotated as UPAR/Ly6 domain-containing protein CG9338. Lineage: Eukaryota; Metazoa; Arthropoda; Insecta; Hymenoptera; Vespidae. The record is from RefSeq and is a predicted model, not a curated record. Gene Ontology annotation, biological process: positive regulation of voltage-gated potassium channel activity; regulation of synaptic transmission, cholinergic; sleep.
GAAGAAAGGGAAGGAGAAGAUUCGUGUGUGCAUUCAGCAAAAGAGGGUGUCGUCUACUCUCUCUUCAGUUUCAAAGUGGACACGUUCCGCGACGCCGGUUUCAAAUAAUUUCUUAUCGUGUUUAUUCCAACCAAAUUUACAUUUUCCCUCUUUCACGUCUAUUUGAUUAACUAUCAACAUGGUUUCCAAUACUUCUUGGAUGAUCCUAGCUAUUUUCCUCAUUAUUUUCGCUAAUUCUGGUUCAGCGUUAAGGUGUUGGGAUUGUUCAUCUCACACGAGCGCAAUGUGCGGUGAUCCAAUGAAUUCUACCGAUCAUCAAGUUAUGUUUCACGUGAAAGAAUGUGGAAGAGGCAUGUACAACAAUAAUAGACCUAUUUGUCGUAAAACGGUUUUAAAAGAUGGUGGCGAACGUAUCGUCAUACGUUCCUGUGCCAUACCAAAUAUCGACGAAAAUGAUAUAACCGAUGGUACUUGUGGUUCACUCGCUAAAAACAAUCAAGGUAUAACCGAAUCUUGUCAUAUCUGUAGUACCGAUCUCUGCAAUUCGGCAAGUGGCCUGUCAACGACGCUGUCGUUAUACAUCGUUGGAUUUAUUUUCAUCGGUUAUCGUUUUUUAAUCCAAUCGAAAAUACAAUUAAUCAAAUAAUCUAAUCGUUAAAAGUUAAUUAAAAUCUAUACAAGUCUCAUUGACAAAUAAUUAUUGAUUACGAAUCUUACUUAAGAUUUAUUCAUUCUAAUCGUUUACUCUCUCUCUCUCUCUCAAUUUACUUUCUACGCUAAUAUUUUUUUACUAACGAGUUCAAAAGUAAUGAUUUAUGAAACAAAUUAUUUCACAUCAUUGAUAGUUAUUAUAUAUAGUAGAAGCAUGUAUAUGUUAUUAUUAGGUCGAUUACGUAAGAAUUUUUGGAACGUACGUAGUCAUUUGAAAGUAAGCUCGUUAAUUUUACUUAGUUAGUGGAAGCUCGUUAGUGCAUAAUGAAUUAACAUAUUACGUUACCAUACGAUCGGAUAACGCGUUAAGUUAACUUAUACUAACUUAGAAUCCUUACCUGAACUUUAUUCUUUCCUACAAAUUCUUUUGGAAAGAACAUACGUUUAUUAUUAUUAUUAUUAUUUAGAAUUAUAAUCUUUCACGUCUUGUGUUAAAAUAUAUUUUCUUUCCAUAUCGUUCGUCGAGGAAUCCAUAAGCCUCGCAAAUUGUUUUUUUUAUUUUUUUUUUUAUUUUUUUUAAUUAGUAGCUUUGUAUAUUUUUUUUGUUCUCUUAUUUGUAAAAUUAAGUCAUUGUCUUGCUCUUACUCCUUUCAAAUUUUAAUUAAAUAAAGUUAAGAAAAAAAUAGAAAAAAAAAAUAUCUAAAGAAA